AUGCCGCAGACCAAAGAGGAAAAGUGUCACGGAAGGUGGCCGAAGGCCGCACGGGCCGCAGCGCGGGGCUGGCGCGUGCUCUUCCCGCGCCCCGUCCCAGGGCUGGGCUCGAGGGUCCCUGCCAGGGGACGGCGCCAGCGAGGCCGGGGAUCCGCGGGCCGGGUGGGGGUGCGAACGCGGCUCCCCCACCCCCGCCCUCUCGGACCCUGCGACCUCCCCCUCGGGCCGCCCCGUCUGUCCCUGCCCCCAUCCCCGGGUGACGCGCCACCUCGCUCGGGGUCACCCGGAUGUCCGCCCGCCCUCCCCGCCCCGGGCGGCGGUCCGUGCGCUGAGCGCGGCGCGGGGCCAGACCCCACACCAGGCGCCGCGACCUCCCGCCGCCGCGAGGAGCCGGGGGCAGAGGGGUGUGCUGGGGCUGAGACAGGGGCGCAGGUCCCGGGUCCUGGGGGCUCUCCCGGCCCGGGGCAGGCCCGCGGCGGGGCUCCUCCGGGUGGGCGGGUGAGGGCGCCGCGGGCAGGAAGUGCCGGAGCGGGAGACUCGGACGCCCGACCCCGGUCCCUGCGCUCGGCCCGGCUCGCCCUGCAGCCCCGCGCCCCGCGCCCCGCGCCGCCGAGCCCCCCCUGCACUGCCUCGCGCGCUCAGAGGAGUUUGAGAAGGCGGCUGCCGCGGGGGUGCUACGUUUCCAGCGUUCUUGGCUUUCUCGUGACCCCAAAUGUCCUCUGCUUUGGCUCCAAGCUCUGCCCAGACACAGAGGAGGCUCUGCAGAGGGCGAGGGGUGCGGGAGAGGUGCUGACCACGGGGACCCUGGCACUUCGCCACUGGAGUGGGGACAAAGCUGAUGCGUGCUUGUCGUCCCGCUUUCCUUCUGGGAUGAGCACGUCCUCGCGGGAACACUCGUCUGGUCUCGCUGGGCAGGCACAGGAGAGGAGGACCGAGUCAGUGGAGACUGUGCGGGCAGAGAACCUCCACGAUGUGUAGCAAGAAGACAAUGAUCUCUGGGUCUUCAGUGGAGCAGAGACGUGGUCUGGAGAGGAACUGAUUUUUUUUGGCAUCAGAAAGUUUAAAAAACUAAGAAAAGAAAGAAACCUUCAUAAAAAAAAUUUGACCACUGGAAAAUGGACUUGCCUAUAGUCUGGAAGUGUUUG
Molecule: messenger RNA, 1145 nt
Organism: Choloepus didactylus (southern two-toed sloth)
Lineage: Eukaryota; Metazoa; Chordata; Mammalia; Pilosa; Megalonychidae
Product: translation initiation factor IF-2-like
Exons: 3
Coding region: 1-978 (325 amino acids)
Source: RefSeq, a predicted model, not a curated record